AUGAGUGUAACUAAUCUUAGCGAAGAGACCUUUAAAUUUAAGUAUAUCGCAAUUGAGAAGGACUCUGAAGGCUGUGGCUUUCCUGUCCCAUUGAAAUUUGCGGACUAUAAGGAUAAAAAGAUCGUUAUCACAGGCGCUCCAGCUGCGUUUUCCCCUACUUGUUCUAUCACGCACAUCCCAGGCUACAUUGAGAAACUUCAACAACUACUGGACAAGGGUGUUGAUGAUGUUUUGGUGGUGACCGUUGACAAUCCUUUCGCUAAUAACGCUUGGGCUAAACAAUUGGGUAUUAAGGACACGAGUAAUAUCAAGUUUGUUACAGAUCCAGCAUGCAAGUUCACCAAAUCACUUGGGUAUGAACUUGAUGGCGGUGACGGUACAUUUUCCUGUGGCCGUUAUGCUGUAGUUGUUGACAAAGGUAAGUUUAUCUACUCAGAACAGGAGGAGAACCCAGCCUCCGAAGUGACGAAGUCCGGUGUUGAUGCAGUGUUGGCUGUAUUGUAA
Eremothecium sinecaudum is the source of this 504-nucleotide messenger RNA. It is a transcript of the gene AHP1, whose product is annotated as thioredoxin peroxidase AHP1. The record is from RefSeq and is a predicted model, not a curated record. Gene Ontology annotation, molecular function: thioredoxin peroxidase activity. Bases 1 to 504 code for a protein of 167 amino acids. The transcript has a single exon. Gene Ontology annotation, cellular component: mitochondrion; cytoplasm; peroxisome. Gene Ontology annotation, biological process: hydrogen peroxide catabolic process; cellular response to oxidative stress; cell redox homeostasis. Lineage: Eukaryota; Fungi; Ascomycota; Saccharomycetes; Saccharomycetales; Saccharomycetaceae.